This is a messenger RNA of Leptonychotes weddellii (Weddell seal), 1485 nucleotides long. The record is from RefSeq and is a predicted model, not a curated record. Lineage: Eukaryota; Metazoa; Chordata; Mammalia; Carnivora; Phocidae.
GCCUCCGAUCUGGGGCGGUGCCUUAGCGCGGCCGCCGCGGCGGAUCGCGGCGAGCGGCGGGGAGCCAGGACUUCCGGGGAGGGGCGUGCGCUUGUCUGCACCCCUCCCCACCCCUGUACCCAGCCGGGUCGCCCCGGGCUCUGCGGACCAGGUGGGGGCGUCGGGGCGGGGUCGCCGUCUUUUCUCAGGUGCCGCCUCCGAGCUGCCUGAGGCCCCGCCAUGGCCCAGCAGAGAGCGCUGCCGCAGAGCAAGGAGACACUGCUUCAGUCUUAUAACAAGCGGCUCAAGGACGAUGUCAAGUCCAUCAUGGACAACUUCACCGAGAUCAUCAAGACCGCCAAGUCAGGGAGAAAGGCGGGGGAAGGUCCCUCCAGGUGGUUGGAACCGGCUGUCUGGAUCCAGUUGGCAAGCCUGCUGGGCUGCACUGCAAUCGAGGACGAGACACAAGUGUCGAGGGCCACUCAGGGCGAGCAGGACAACUACGAGAUGCACGUUCGAGCUGCCAACAUUGUCCGAGCUGGUGAGUCCCUGAUGAAACUGGUGUCUGACCUCAAGCAGUUCCUCAUCCUCAAUGACUUCCCGUCGGUAAACGAGGCCAUCGACCAGCGCAACCAGCAGCUGCGAGCCCUGCAGGAGGAGUGUGACAGGAAGCUCAUUGCCCUGCGGGACGAGAUCUCCAUCGACCUGUACGAGCUGGAGGAGGAAUAUUACUCGUCCAGCUCAAGUCUUUGCGAAGCUAAUGACCUGCCUCUGUGCGAAGCAUACUGGAGGCUGGACCUCGACACAGACUCUGCUGAUGGCCUCUCGGCCCUUGUGCUGGCGUCCCCGGAGCCCAGCGCUGGCCCCCUGCAGGCUGCGGCCCCGGCCCACUCCCAUGCCGGUGGCCCCGGCGCCGGCCCCACGGAGCACGCCUGAGCCUCCCAGGGCUCCCCUCCCCACACCCCUAGGUUCUUAGGAAGUCUGGUGUCCCUUCCGGGCUCGCCACAGCUUUGCUCCUCUCAGCCUUGCUUCCCCUUGAGAACUUUAGCCCAGGGACAGCUGCCCCCCACCCCCUGCCAGGAGUGUUGGGGAGGAGUAGCUCCCCCAGCCGUUUCCAAGGUGACCCAUCUCCCUCUGAGUGGUCACCUCUGUUCACAACCCUCCUGGCCUGCUGGGCAGAAGGUUCCUGGACAGUCCUGUUGAGGCCCCGGUAGUGGGGCAGGAGGAUGUCCUGCUAUUUAAAAGCUGCAGGAUGGUGCUCAGAGUGGACAAUACUAGCCAAGUCCAGACUCCCCCUCUCAGGCCAGGCCCUCUGUGCAGAGCUACACCCGCUGCCUUGUCCUAAGGGUCCCUGCACUAGCUGACUGUCCCCACAGGGCUGUGGCGGGGAGAGAGAUGCUGCCCGCUCUCGCCGAAGCCAGGAUUGGAACCUUCCUAAUUCUGCCAUAUAUGUUCUGGUAGUUUUGUAAUAAGACAGUUGAAUAAAGACAGCACUGCCCUUUUGCA